This is a messenger RNA of Paramormyrops kingsleyae, 1926 nucleotides long. Lineage: Eukaryota; Metazoa; Chordata; Actinopteri; Osteoglossiformes; Mormyridae. The record is from RefSeq and is a predicted model, not a curated record.
CUUGACUGGGCAGAAGGAAAAGCAAACCAGGACAUUCACUUCAUAUUUGCUCUUCCUUUCCGGGAUCUGAAUUUGAUUAAGGAUGAAUACAGUCUGAUUGAUCUGCUUCAUCACUUUCUCCCAGAACUGAAAUCACUUGAAUCCACUGAGCUGUACAGGUACAAAGUUUUGUUGAUCUUCGAUGGUCUGGAUGAGUGUCGCCUUCCUCUAGAUUUUCAGAAUAAUGAGAGCUGGUUUGAUGUAACAAAGAAAACGUCAUUGGAUGUUCUAUUGACUAACCUCAUUAAGGGGAAUCUGCUUCCAUCAGCUCUCCUCUGGAUAACCUCCCAGCCAGCAGCAGCCAAUCAGAUACCUCCUGAGUGUGUCCACCAGGUGACAGAGAUACAAGGUUUCAAUGAUGCCCAGAAGAAGGAGUAUUUCAGGAAGAGAUUUAGUGAUCAGAGCCUGGCCAGCAGGAUUAUCACACAUGUGAAAUCAUCAAGGAGCCUCUUCAUUUUGUGCCACAUACCUGUGUUCUGCUGGAUUUCAGCCACUGUCCUUGAGAGUCUUUUUAGUGAGUCUGACAGUGGAGAAAUUCCAAGGACUCUGACUGAAAUGUACACACACUUCCUGAUCCUUCAGGCAAGUUUUAAAAAUGAGAAGUAUAUGGAAAAACAUAAAAUCAAGCUUAAUGAAUGCACUAAAUCUAGGAAGAAAUUCCUUUUAAAACUUGGUAAACUGGCUUUUCAUAACCUUGAGAAAGGCAAUCUCAUAUUUUAUGAGCAAGAUCUGACAGAGAAUGGCAUUGAUGUCACAGAGGCUUCAGUUUACUCUGGAGUGUGCACAGAAGUCUUUAAAGGGGAGUAUGGGUUGUACCAGGAGAAGGUGUACUGCUUUGUGCAUCUGAGCAUUCAGGAGUAUCUCGCUGCUUUAUACGUGUUUCUGUCAAACUCAUCAGCUGACCUGCUGAAGACUGCAGUGGAUGAGGCAUUAAGGAGCAAGAAUGGACACUUGGACCUCUACCUCCGCUUCCUCCUUGGCCUCUCAACAAAGUCCAGUGAGAUUCUACUGGGACAGACAAGAACCAGUUCACAUAACAUUAAGAAAACAGCCCAGUACAUCAAGGAGAAAAUACGGGAGAAUUUAUCUGCAGAAAGGACCAUCAACCUGUUCCACUGUCUGAAUGAACUGGGUGACAAUUCUCUAACAGAGGAAGUACAAAGAUACCUGAGUUCAGGAAGUCUUUCAGCAGCAGACCUCUCACCUGCACAGUGGUCAGCUCUGGCCUUUGUGUUACUGAUGUCAGAUAAGGAGCUGGAUGUGUUUGAUCUGAAGAAAUUCAUCAGAUCAGAUGAAGAUCUUCAGAGGCUGCUGCCUGUGAUCAAGAAAUCCAGGAGAGCUGUGCUGUCAGGCUGUAGAGUCACAGAAGAAGGCGGUUCUUCCCUGGCUUCAACUCUGAGGUCAAACUCCUCACACCUGAGAGAGCUGGACCUGAGUGACAAUGACCUGAAGAAUUCAGGAGUGAAGCUGCUCUCUGCUGGACUGGGGGAUUCACACUGUAAACUGGAGAUACUGAGACUAUCAGGCUGUAGAGUCACAGAAGAAGGCUAUUCUUUGCUGGCUUCAGCUCUGAGGUCAAACCCCUCACAUCUGAGAAAGCUGGACCUCAGCUACAACCACCCAGGAGACUCAGGAGUGAAGCUGCUCUCUGCUCACCUGGAGGAUCCCAGCUGUAAACUGGAGAAGCUGAAACUCCUGCCAGCUGACGCUGGACCCCAACACAGCAAACAGCCGCCUGUCUCUGUCAGAGGGGAACAGGAAGGUGACAUGGGGGGCAGAGCAGCCAUAUCCUGAUCAUCCAGAAAGAUUUGACUUCUGGUCCCAAGUUCUGGGCAGAGAGAGUCUGACUGGUCGCUGUUACUGGGAAGCUGAGUGGAGUGGAGAUGG